Tetrapisispora phaffii CBS 4417 is the source of this 897-nucleotide messenger RNA. RefSeq names its product spermine synthase (gene SPE4). The transcript has a single exon. The coding region runs from base 1 to 897 and encodes 298 amino acids. Gene Ontology annotation, molecular function: spermidine synthase activity. Lineage: Eukaryota; Fungi; Ascomycota; Saccharomycetes; Saccharomycetales; Saccharomycetaceae. The record is from RefSeq and is a predicted model, not a curated record. Gene Ontology annotation, biological process: spermidine biosynthetic process. Gene Ontology annotation, cellular component: cytosol.
AUGGCAAUGGAACAUCCACUUAUUAAAGAUUGUUGGUUUAGAGAAAUUAAUGAUGAGCAUUUCCCAGGCCAAGCAUUGAUGUUAAAAGUUGUAGAGAUUCUGCAUUGGUCUAAGAGUGAGUUUCAAGAUAUUUUAGUAUUUAAAAGUGCAGAAUACGGAAAUGUAUUAGUUUUGGAUGGUAUAAUCCAAUGCUCUGAAAGAGAUGAGUUUGCAUAUCAAGAAAUGAUUUCCCAUAUCCCAUUAUUCUCCCAUAAAGAUCCUAAAAGAGUAUUGGUUAUUGGUGGAGGUGAUGGUGGUGUCAUAAGGGAAGUUGUUAAACAUGAUUGCGUUGAAUCUGCUACAUUAGUAGAAAUUGACAACGCAGUUAUUGAACUUUCAAAAAAAUACUUAAAAAAUAUGUCUACAUCUUUAAAUCAUCCUAAAGUGAAGAUUGAACUUUGCGAUGGCUUUAGAUAUUUAAAAGAUGCUGCCAACUCGACAGAUGAGGAUAGGUACGAUGUAAUUAUUACAGAUUCCUCAGAUCCAGAUGGUCCUGCUGAAGCCUUCUUCCAAAAGGAGUAUUUUGAGCUACUUCAUAGUGCAUUAAAAGAUGAUGGUAUUGUGAUUGCACAGACUUCUGAAAAUAUCUGGUUAGAUAUCAAUUAUCUGAAAAAUUUGAUGAAAACUGCUAAAUCAGUUUUCACAAAUACGAAAUACUGCUAUACUAUGGUUCCUACAUAUACGUCUGGUCAAUUGGGUCUUGUCGUCUGCAGUAAAGAUGAAAACAAUGAGUUAACGAGCCCUUCUCGUGAAAUCACUGAUAGAGAACAAAACAAUCUAAGAUAUUAUAAUGCCUCGAUUCAUUCAGCAUCAUUUGUGUUACCAACUUGGGCUGACAAAGUCAUCAAUCAAAAGUGA